AUGGAGGCUACGGGAAACUCCCUAGAGAAAAAUGUAGAGACAAACGCCGAGACGGAAGACAUUGAUGACAAGAUAUACCCUCCCCUGAAGAAGGUCAUGCCGGCCAUGUUGGCCGUCUCCCUCGUCUUCUUCCUUGUUGCUCUGGACCGCACGAUUAUUGGUACCGCCAUCCCAACCAUAUCCAGCCAGUUCAACAGCUUCGCGGACAUUUCCUGGUACGAGUCUGGCUUUCUGCUGCCCAUCUGCGCUUCCCAGCUCUCGUUCGGUCUCAUCUACCAGUAUUACUCGACGAAAUGGGUUCUCUUGGUACUCACGGCCCUGUUUGAGCUUGGGUCCAUCAUCAGCGCAGCAGCGCCAUCCUCGAAUGCCUUUAUUGUCGGUCGUGUAAUCUCUGGCAUGGGAGCCGUUGGCAUCGGGCCCGGUGCCUUUCUGCUCGUCACCCAUCUCGUUCCUCUGGAGAAACGGCCCAAGUUCCUGGGCUCGCUGGGGUCGAUGUUUGGGAUAUCGUCCAUCCUUGGGCCUAUCCUGGGCGGCUAUCUCACAUCCGUCAGUUGGCGCUGGUGCUUCUGGAUCAAUGUGCCUACCGGAGGCGUUGCUAUGGUCCUGCUAGUUAUCCUUGCUCCAGACGCUCCUCCGCCAUGCAAGCCGGCAACAUCAUGGCGUAAAAGGAUCCUCGAAUUCGACCCUCUUGGGUUCCUUCUGAUUGCGCCGUCGAUUAUCUGCUUCCUCUUUGCUCUUCAGUUUGGCGGAGAGGAUCAAAGUUGGUCGCAGGCUCGUGUAGUUGCGCUAUUCGUUCUCUUUGGAGUCUUCUUACUUGGAUUCAUUGCCUGUCAGGUAUGGCGUAAAGAGAACGCUACAGUGCCUCCAAGGAUUGUUUGCCAACGCGACAUACUCUGUGGAUGCAUGAUUGGCUUCUCCACGGGGUCUGUGCUAGUGUUGUAUACCUUUUACCUCCCGAUUUGGUUUCAAGUCGUGCAGAGCAAAUCGCCGCAGAGUUCUGGUCUGUCCCUGCUCCCGUUGCUGUUGAGCAAUGUGGUUGCCAUUGUCUUGUCCGGUUUUCUUGUCAGCAAGGUUGGAUACUACACUCCAUUCUCCGUUAUUGGUGGCAUGAUGCUUGUUGCAGGUGCAGCUUUGGUCGCCACAUGGACAGUGGACAUAAAUGAGGGCAAAUCAAUCGGCUAUCAGAUCUUGACAGGUGCCGGACUCGGUCUAUGUCUUCAACAGCCCAAUAUUGUAAUCCAGACCGUUCUCUCCGACAAGGACAUCUCCAUUGGAACGUCAAUAUUCAAUUUCUUUGUCUUUCUUGGCGGCACCAUCUUCGUGACCGCAUCUCAGAGUCUGCUUGAAAACCAACUCAUCCGAAAACUCGCGGGAAUUGUCCCCAACCUCGAUGCAGCCAGCCUUGCGAGCAGCGGAGCGGGCAGUCUAAAGAAUCUCGUCCCUCCUGACAAGCUGGAUGAAUCUUUGAAUGCUUAUAAUGACUCGAUGAGGUCUAUCUGGUAUCUUGCUCUGGGAUUGGCCGGUCUUGCAUUGAUUAGCUCUUUUGGUUUGAGAUGGAAAAGUGUUAAAGUUAGGAAAAUUAACGAGACAAACACAGACGAUACGAAAAAAUAG
Molecule: messenger RNA, 1614 nt
Organism: Talaromyces atroroseus
Lineage: Eukaryota; Fungi; Ascomycota; Eurotiomycetes; Eurotiales; Trichocomaceae
Exons: 3
Coding region: 1-1614 (537 amino acids)
Biological process (GO): transmembrane transport
Molecular function (GO): transmembrane transporter activity
Source: RefSeq, a predicted model, not a curated record